Molecule: messenger RNA, 1257 nt
Organism: Nematolebias whitei (Rio pearlfish)
Lineage: Eukaryota; Metazoa; Chordata; Actinopteri; Cyprinodontiformes; Rivulidae
Product: probable G-protein coupled receptor
Exons: 1
Coding region: 1-1257 (418 amino acids)
Biological process (GO): G protein-coupled receptor signaling pathway
Cellular component (GO): plasma membrane; signaling receptor complex; endosome
Molecular function (GO): G protein-coupled receptor activity
Source: RefSeq, a predicted model, not a curated record
AUGGAGGAGCACAACGACACCACCUCUGUUUGGGCACCAAUGCCCUCUGCACCCCACAGACAGCUGGGCACUUGUCCCAACCCGCAGACUCACCUCAAAGACCUGACGGGCAUGUUUUUCAUGGUGACCUUAAAUGUUCUGGCACUCCUGACCAACACUACUGUCAUGGUGGUUGUCAUCAAAGCUCCUCAUCUCAGGAAAUUUGCCUUUGUGUGCCACCUGUGUGCCGUGGACCUGCUCUGCGCCACCUUGCUCAUGCCUCUUGGCAUCGUGUCUAGCUCUCCGUACUUUGCUGCGGUGGUGUUUACCAUGUUAGAGUGCCAGGUCUACAUAUUCCUCAACGUGAUCCUCAUAGCUGCUUCUAUCUUCACCAUCACAGCCAUAAGCGUGGAGCGCUACUACUACAUAGUCCACCCCAUGCACUACGAGGUGAAGAUGACUCUGAAGCUGACUGCAGCUGUGAUGGUGAUGGUGUGGGUGGCCUCUGCCAUUCUGGGCUUUUGCACGGUUUUUGGAUGGCCGUCCUAUGGCAGCCUGAGCUCCAUCAGUGCUUCACACUGCUCCCUCCACUGGAGCCACAGCGACCAUAGGCGGGUCUUCUCGGUGCUCUUCAGCAUCACCUGCUUCUGCUUGCCAGCUGCUGUGAUUUUGGCAGUCUACUGUAAAGUGUACAAGGUGGCCCGAGAUGCAGCCCGGCAGCACGGACCUCUGCCACUGUGGACAAACAAUCAACUGAAGCAUUGCUCCGACUCCAUCAGCAGCCGGACCACCAUCAUCACAACCCACAACGUCCCUCGCAGGAUCACCCGGGAUGCGCUUUUUGGCGGCAGUAAAGCUGCUCUCACUCUGGUGGUCAUUGUUGGCCAGUUUCUAAUCUGCUGGCUGCCAUACUUUGCCUUCCACCUCCGCCUGAUACUAGAUGCAACACCUCACACCCCUGAUGAUGUGGAGGAAGUGGUCACCUGGCUGGCAUAUUCCUCCUUUGCCAUGAAUCCCUUCUUCUACGGGCUUCUCAACAGACAGAUAAGAGAGGAACUCUUCAAGCUGCGACGCUGCUACUCGGCCUGCCCAGUGGAGCUGGCUGUUUCCAGCCAUGACGGCUCAGGCCACGAGAACUUCCUGCAGUUCCUCCACAGGACCAGCUGCACCUUGGAGACACAAGGCAGCUUUACCACACCCAGUCCAAUAAGUACUCUGGAUCAAACUGGACAAACUGGUUUCAGGAUACCGGGUCAGAUCCCAGAAGAGUUUGGGUAG